This is a messenger RNA of Benincasa hispida (wax gourd), 636 nucleotides long. Lineage: Eukaryota; Viridiplantae; Streptophyta; Magnoliopsida; Cucurbitales; Cucurbitaceae. The record is from RefSeq and is a predicted model, not a curated record.
AUGGAUAAACGGACUUUCAUCAUCCUCUAUAACAUGCUUAGGACAACCGAUCGUCUAGCACUUACUCAAUGCAUUGACGUCCAAGAGAUGGUGGCAAUUUUCCUCCACAUUUUGGCGCACGACGUUAAGAACCGAGUAGUUUGUCGACAGUUCGCACGGUCUGGUGAAAUUGUUUCGAGGAAUUUUAGGUUCGUUCUGACCAUUGUACUACAACUUCAUGAGUUACUGCUGAAAAAAUUGGAGCCUAUCACGAGCGAUUGUACUAACAGUAGGUGGAAAUUGUUUGAGAACUGUCUGGGUGUAUUGGAUGACACAUACAUCAAGGUCAAUGUAGGUGCAGCUGAUUGUCCUCGCUAUCGUACCCGAAAAGGUGAGAUAGACACGAAUGGUGGGAAGGGUCAGCCAGUUGAUUCUAGAGUGCUUAGGGAUGCAAUUUCUCGACCAUACGGGUUGAAGGUUCCCAAAGCGAGGGAGAUAGGCAAAACUACAAUUUCCGGAACAAUGUAUGAUGAAGAUUCUACAUCUAACGAGCUCGGUGAUGAAAAUAUACAAUUUAUUGAAACAUCUGAUGAAUGGACCAAUUUCAAUGAUGAGUUAGCGACGCAAAUGUUCGAUGAAUGGGAACAAGCAUCAUGA